Vicia villosa (hairy vetch) is the source of this 783-nucleotide messenger RNA. RefSeq lists its product as uncharacterized. Bases 1 to 783 code for a protein of 260 amino acids. The record is from RefSeq and is a predicted model, not a curated record. The transcript has a single exon. NCBI's taxonomy places the organism in Eukaryota, Viridiplantae, Streptophyta, Magnoliopsida, Fabales, Fabaceae.
AUGGGAGGUUGGGAGGAGGGUAGUUGGAAGUGGGGGGAUUUAGGAGUGAUAGAAGGGUUGUUGGGGGAAGACGGCGUUGAUAGUAGGUAUGGUACUCUUAAGGGCCGGUUGGUGGAGUUCGGUGGUUUGAAGGAAGGUAGGGAUGUUGUGGUGUGGAGAGGUACGGCGGACACGGCUUCGAGCUUUUCGGUAGCUUCGUGUUACGACUACUUUAGGAGGGGUAGGAUACCUCACGGACCUUUUGAAAAAAAUCAUGGGGCGUUUGGUUUACUUUGGAAAUCGGAGGUUCCUCAUAAAGUGAAGACGUUUGGUUGGAGAAUUUUCCGUAAUAGAUUCCCUACCUUAGAUCUCUUAUUGAGAAGAGGUGUGGCCAUUCCCGCGAAUAGCUUAAAUUGUAUUCUUUGUGAUACAAGUGAGGAGAAUUCGAAGCACUUCUUCUUUUCUUGCGAGGUGGUUAAGAAAGUGUGGUCGGAGGUAGCCGUUUGGGUGGGAAAAAGCGAGUCGAAUGAGGAAGAUUGUAAAGUUGUUUUCUUGGAUUGGCAUAAUUUUUUCCGAUCAAAGAAAGUGAAAAAAGGGAAGGAGGGUAUGAUAUGGCUUGCUUGUUGUUGGCCCCUUUGGAUUAUAAGGAACGGUGUUCGUUUCCGGAAGGACAAAUGGAGCGUUAACGAUAUCGUUUGGAAUAUCAAAUUAUUGGCUUGGAAGUGGAUGUUUUUCGGCAAAAUUACUCAUCCCAAUUUCUCAUAUUACGAGUUUGUAAUGGACCCUUUGUUAUUCCUCUCGUAG